Herpailurus yagouaroundi (jaguarundi) is the source of this 1744-nucleotide messenger RNA. RefSeq names its product small ubiquitin-related modifier 1-like. The record is from RefSeq and is a predicted model, not a curated record. The coding region runs from base 801 to 1082 and encodes 93 amino acids. Gene Ontology annotation, molecular function: protein binding. Lineage: Eukaryota; Metazoa; Chordata; Mammalia; Carnivora; Felidae. The transcript has a single exon.
ACAGGUUGGGAGAGGCCUGGUACCCAAACUUGAAAUUGGCACUACUUUGCACUAGAGAACUAGCUAUAAUUUCUUUACAUCUGCCCUGGAAGGCUGUCCACUUUUAUUCUGCUCAUGGAUUACAGCAACAUGAUGAGAUGUUGUAAAGCAACUCUAAGAGGCAUGAACUGAUAUGAAAUACUUUCUUGGCCCUUGACAUACUCCCCCCAUACUAUACUCAGCCCAAGAGUUAACUUUCCUCAGGAGUCUCUAAACCACAAAACAUUUUUUUUUCACUUCUAAAACUCUUUUGCUUUCCAUGUAUUUUCUGACAGGACCCACGAGUAUUUCCAAAGGUUUAGCUAUAAAUUAGAAUGCAUAGCACAUCAGGGACAGCUAAUUCACCUAGAGGAGGAUCCAGCUCUGAUUAUUUUUUUUCCUUACCUUGCUCACAAGAGGAUUCCUAACCUACUAACUAGCCUACUGACACUGCCACACAAUUGAGCCAUCAUUCAUUCAUUCAAAUAUUUAUUGUGCUCUUAUUAUGUGUCAGGUCCCAUGCCAGGUUCUGAUAAUUCAAAGUGGAUGUUGAAUCAAUAAUUUCAGCAUCAUUCAUUGACCAGUUGUGUGACCUUGGCCAAGUAAGCUAAUUACUCUGAGCCUCGGUUUCCUUAACUGUAAAAUGUGGGAUAAUAAUGGUACCUUGCAGAGCCGCGGUAUUGUGCGGUGGGGAAGAGGGAUGGAUUUGUAAACCCUGGAGCGAGGUUCUGCCUACCUGAGGGCGCUACUGUACGGAGACCCUGGAUGAAGCCACCAUCAUCAUGUCUGACCAGGAGCCAAAACCUUCAACUGAGGACUUGUGGGAUAAGAAGGUAGGAGAACACAUUAAACUGAAAGUCAUUGGACAGGAUAGCAGUGAGAUUCAGUUCAAAGUGAAAAUGACAACACACCUCAAUAAACUCAAAACAUCACACUGCCAAAGACAGAGUGUUCCAAUGAAUUCACUCAGGUUUCUCUUUGAAGAUCAGAGAAGUGCUGAUAAUUACACUCCAAAAGAAAUUGGAAUGAAGGAAGAUGUGAUUGAAGUUUAUCAGGAACAAUGAUCAAUGAUUCAAUGAUUUAUAUAUUCUUCUUUUUUUUCUUUACCCUCAAUCCUUUUCUAUUUUUAAAAUUAGUUCUUUUGUAACGUGGUGUUCAAAAUGAAAUUGAAAACUGGCACCCCAUCUCUUUAAAACAUCUGCUAAUUUGAAUUCUAGUGCCCAUUAUUCAUUACCACCUGUUUUCAUUGUGCUGAUUUUUGGUGAUCAAACCUCAGCCCCCUUCAUAUAGCCCUCUCCUUUUUAAAAAUUACAUGCAUGCAUAGAGGGCCCACUUUUCCCAGGCUGUGCUUUUUCAGUCUUAUGAUAAAUAAGAUUGACCAAUGCGAGUGUUCACAAAGACUUUCCAGUUGGCCCUGAAGUUCUAACUUGUGAUUGCUUCACUCCUGGACUAUGAUUUUCAGUGGGAGAUGAAAGUUUUUCAGAGAAGUGAACUGUGGAAAAAUGACCUUUCCUUAACUUGAAGCUACUUUUAAUUUGAGGGUCUGGACCAAAAGAAGAGAAAUACCAUGCUGGCAUCAAGAUGACAGAGAUGGCGAGGGUAAUGACUAACUCAAAGAUGGUUUCACUGAAAAGAAAGUGUUUUAAGAUACAAGAAAAGUCUUAUUAGAAGAUCUCAGAGGGGUGCCUGGGUGGCUCAGUUGGCUAAGUGUCUGACUUCGACUCGG